AUGUUUUGUUUGGUGAGAACCCUGGGCCGUUUACAACCUCGUGGCCAGUCCCAAAAGGUUCAUCGUCUUGGAGAGUUAGAGGUGAAGAUCCAGCCGGUGAAUGAGGGGUCUUCGACCACUGAUAGAUUUGAGAGGUGGAUGGCUACCCGUGGGCAACCUCAAUUGACUUUAUCUUGUGGGCAUGUUGUGCAUGCUUGGAGAUACCAACAUGCCGGGAGUAUCUGCAAGUAUGAGAAUGUGAAUAUCACUGAUUUACCUGAGCAUGUGGAUUGGAGGGACGAAGGAGCGGUUACUCCUAUAAAGGAUCAAGGCACAUAUUGUAGGUGUUAUGCUUUUAGUGUGGUAGCUGCUGUGGAGGAAGCCUUUAAGCUUAGCACAGGUCGCUUGGUACGCUUUGUCUGAACAACAAGUAAUAGAUUGUUGCAGGCAAUGCCAUAAUUGCAUGGCAAGGGAGGCUACAUAUAUAGAGCAUUUGAGUAUAUUAUAGACAAUGGUGGCUUGACAUCAGAAGCUAAUUAUCCGUAUACAGCAAUUCGGGGUCGUUGCCAGAAAUGGAAAGCACCGGUCGCACAGAUAAGUGAUUAUCAGUUUGUGCCAUCAAACGAGGAGGCUCUGCUUAGAGCUGUUGCCCACCAGCCUAUUUCAACUGCGAUGUUUUGUACUCACGAUGAUUUUCAUGACUAUGGAGGUGGUUUAUACUCUCACCAUCAUGAAUACUAUUA
Dioscorea cayenensis subsp. rotundata (Guinea yam) is the source of this 722-nucleotide messenger RNA. RefSeq names its product crustapain-like. The coding region runs from base 1 to 402 and encodes 133 amino acids. The transcript is spliced from 3 exons. NCBI's taxonomy places the organism in Eukaryota, Viridiplantae, Streptophyta, Magnoliopsida, Dioscoreales, Dioscoreaceae. The record is from RefSeq and is a predicted model, not a curated record. Gene Ontology annotation, molecular function: cysteine-type peptidase activity. Gene Ontology annotation, biological process: proteolysis.